This is a messenger RNA of Funneliformis caledonium, 8523 nucleotides long. Lineage: Eukaryota; Fungi; Glomeromycota; Glomeromycetes; Glomerales; Glomeraceae. The record is from the annotation of a GenBank genome assembly.
UUCAUGAACAUACAGCAGACUGAACCAUCAGUCGAGAAACUAGAAGAGAAAGCAAGAAAAUGGCAACAAAUGCAAUCAAAGCGGUAUGGAGAAAAGAGGAAGUUUGGUUUUAUUGAACACGAAAAAGCUGAUAUGCCACCAGAACAUAUCAGAAAGAUUAUUAAAGAUCAUGGAGACAUGUCGAGUAAGAAAUAUAGACAUGAUAAACGAAUCUAUUUAGGUGCCUUAAAAUAUGUACCACAUGCAGUAUUAAAGCUGCUAGAAAAUAUGCCAAUGCCAUGGGAACAAGUUCGUGAAGUACCCGUUUUAUAUCAUAUUACUGGAGCAAUCACAUUCGUUAAUGAAAUUCCGUGGGUUAUUGAACCUGUGUAUAUAGCACAAUGGGGUACUAUGUGGAUUAUGAUGCGUCGCGAAAAACGCGAUAGACGACAUUUUAAACGUAUGCGUUUCCCACCAUUUGAUGACGAAGAGCCUCCAUUAGAUUAUGGUGAUAAUAUUUUAGAUGUAGAACCAUUGGAAGCAAUUCAAAUGGAAUUAGAAGAGGAUGAAGAUGCGCCAGUUUAUGAGUGGUUAUAUGAUCAUAAACCUUUGAUGGACACUAAGUUCGUGAAUGGGUCAACAUAUCGGCGGUGGAAAUUAAGCUUGCCUAAAAUGUCCACUUUAUAUCGUUUAGCACACCAAUUGUUGUCAGACUUGACAGAUCAAAAUUAUUUCUAUUUAUUUGAUUUAAAGUCAUUUUUCACUGCUAAAGCAUUAAAUUUGGCGAUUCCUGCUGGACCAAAGUUUGAGCCAUUGUAUAGAGAUAUGGAUGCGGCUGAUGAUGAUUGGAAUGAGUUUAAUGAUAUAAAUAAGAUUAUUAUUAGGCAACCCAUUCGUACAGAAUAUAAAAUAGCUUUCCCUUUCCUAUAUAAUUCUUUGCCACGUUCCGUCCAAGUAUCAUGGUAUCACGAACCUUCGGUCGUUUAUAUUCGUGCUGAGGAUCCUGAUUUACCUGCAUUUUAUUUUGAUCCUAUCAUAAAUCCUAUUUCAUCGCGCAAUGUUGCUGCUGCACAAGACCUUCGAAAUUUACAUGAAGACGAAAUAUUUGGUGAAAAAGAUAUAGAUACAGAAUUUUCACUUCCAAGCAGAAUUGUACCAUUUUUAGAAGAUCGACCAUUAUAUACAGACACGACAGCUGACGGAAUUGCAUUAUGGUGGGCACCUUAUCCUUUUAAUAAGCGUAGCGGUCGAAUGAGACGAGCUGAAGAUAUACCUUUAGUAAAGAAUUGGUAUCUUGAACAUUGUCCUCCUGGACAGCCUGUGAAAGUUCGUGUCUCUUAUCAAAAGCUCAUAAAGUGUUAUGUUUUAAAUGCUUUGAAACAUCGCUCUCCGAAAUCCUUGAACAAGAAAUACUUGUUCCGUCAACUUAAAUCUACAAAAUUCUUCCAAACUACUGAACUGGAUUGGGUUGAGGCUGGAUUACAAGUUUGUCGUCAAGGGUACAAUAUGCUUAACCUUUUGAUCCAUCGUAAGAAUCUCAAUUACUUGCAUUUGGAUUACAAUUUCAACUUAAAACCCGUGAAAACACUUACCACAAAAGAACGUAAAAAGUCUCGAUUUGGAAAUGCCUUCCAUUUAUGUCGAGAAAUUUUACGGUUGACCAAGUUGGUCGUUGAUUCACACGUACAAUAUCGCUUGGGUAAUGUAGAUGCAUUCCAGUUAGCUGAUGGUUUACAAUAUAUAUUUGCACAUGUCGGUCAACUCACUGGAAUGUACAGAUACAAAUACCGUUUAAUGAGACAAAUUAGAUUGUGUUUCAGCGGGGACACCAAAAUUAUGAUGCCAAACGGAACUUUUAAAGAAGCAAAGGAUAUAGCUGUUGGAGAUCAAGUAUUGGGUGAUGACGGUGAACCUCGUCGCGUAAUUUCACGUACUCAAGGUCAUGGCAUUAUGUAUCGCAUAAAUCUCUCUAAGAUAAAAGGUGAUGGAUUCGUUUGUAACGGACAACAUAUUCUCGUGCUUAAGUCCAAAUUCCAUCCUACGAUCGAAGUAGACGAAAAAGGACAAUCGAUUACUGUUGUUUAUAUGUCAUUCGAUACAUAUGACAGAGAUCUUAGUUUAAAAAUUCCGACUAUUUCUUCUAAAAGCUUUUCUUGGAAUCUUAACGUUUAUGACAGUUAUGAAGCAGCGAAGAAAGCGGCUUCUAAACGUUUAGAAGAACUAAUUGUGCUUGGUUAUAAAGGUCAGCUCUGUUCAGGAUUUAAUCGAUGGACAAUACAAUUAAGUUAUGAAUCACCAUAUACCAAACCUUUGGAAUAUGAUGGACUUAAUUUUUACUGGAAACAACCAAAAAAUAAAAGAAUUUAUAAACACGAGGACGCUAUAGUUCGAGCAAAUAAUUUCGUAGAGAAACAAAAUGAAUUCAUUAGGAAUUUUGUUUGGGAAGUUUCCGUUGAGAAUUACCUACGAUUCCAUAAGAAAUAUCCAUAUGUUGCCGAGUAUAUUAGAAUGUACCGUUGUUCUGUUCUAAAAUUCCCCGAAUCAAGUAUUUUAAAUAUUAAAUCCUUGAUUCAAGAUUCAUUUAAAGAAGCUGGUGUUUACAACAAUUACCUUGAUGAGGGUGAACUUGCUUGGCUUUUAGGUGCAUGGCUCGGCAAUGGCGAUGCAUUAAGACCAAUAAUUUAUCUUCAUUCUGAGAAUUCUCGUAACGUAUUAAUUAGAUUAAGAGAGAUUUCUGAAAAAUUACAACUAAACCUUGUAAUUGUGGACAAGUCAGAUGAAUGUUACAAAGGAAUUCUUCUUUCCACAACUUCAGAAUCAAUUAUUAAGAAGUCAGUAAUUAAAUAUGAUGAGCUUGGAUUGCCAAUAGUGGAUAAUGAUGAGUUAAUUCUUAAAUCCGGUCAAAAUAUAUACAAUAUCUUUAUAAAUAUUCUCAAACGUUUGGGAAUAUUUGAAAACAAUAAAGUAUUUGACGAUAAUUUGAUCUGUGGCUUUACAAAUCAAUCGGAACAUUUUCGACUUAAUCUUUUGGCGGGACUUAUUGAUACCACCGGCUACAUUAAAUAUCAUAAACAAAAUCGUUGUAGUUACGAAGUUUCUCAAGGUCUAAAGUCUCAUAUGCGUAUCGAGCGCCUUGUUCGCCAUGUGUCACUUUCUUUAGGGUUAAAGGCAACGAUUAGCACAGAUGUAGAACAACUACAUGGUAGUGAUAAAAGAAGAAUCGCAGAAUCGGUUCGAAUCAUUAUUAGUGGAUCAAAAAUCAAUGACAUUCCAGUUGUCGUUGAUCAUAAACGAAUACCUGGAGAACAAAGGUUGAUGACAUAUAGUAAUUCUAAUGGAUGCAUUAAAUUUUCCAUCGAGCGCUUAAAUGAAGAUGAUUAUUAUGGCUUUGGAGUAGAUGGAAAUAAUGAAAGAAUAUUACUAAAUGAUUUCUUGGUGUCACAUAACUGUAAAGACUUGAAGCACCUUAUUUAUUAUCGUUUUAAUACGGGACCAGUAGGGAAGGGUCCAGGUUGUGGUUUUUGGGCUCCAGGAUGGCGUGUUUGGCUAUUUUUCAUGAGGGGUAUUGUUCCUUUAUUAGAAAGAUGGCUUGGAAAUUUAUUGGCACGUCAUUUUGAAGGUCGUCAUUCUAAGGGAAUUGCCAAGACUGUAACAAAGCAACGUGUUGAAUCUCAUUAUGACCUUGAACUUCGUGCUGCCGUUAUGCAUGAUAUCUUGGAUAUGAUGCCGGAAGGCAUCAAAGCUAAUAAAUCCAAGACUAUUUUACAGCAUCUUAGUGAGGCUUGGAGAUGUUGGAAAGCAAACGUUCCUUGGCAUAUUAUGGGAAUGCCUAAACCGAUCGAAAAUAUGAUCCUUAGAUAUGUUAAGAGCAAAGCCGACUGGUGGACUAGUGUUGCGCAUUAUAAUCGUGAAAGAAUUCGAAGAGGUGCAACCGUUGACAAAACGGUAUGCAAAAAAAAUCUUGGACGUUUGACGCGUUUGUGGUUGAAAGCCGAACAAGAACGUCAACAUAAUUAUCUCAAAGAUGGUCCUUAUAUUACUGCCGAAGAAGCCGUUGCGAUUUACACGUCCACUGUCCAUUGGUUAGAAAGUCGUAAAUUUUCACCCAUUCCUUUCCCACCACUUUCAUAUAAACAUGACACCAAAUUAUUAAUUUUGGCGCUCGAAAGAUUGAAAGAGGCUUAUAGUGUAAAAGGAAGACUUAAUCAAAGUCAACGCGAAGAAUUGGGCUUAAUCGAACAAGCUUAUGACAAUCCACACGAAGCACUUAGUCGAAUUAAACGUUUAUUGUUGACCCAGCGGGCAUUUAAAGAAGUCGGAAUCGAAUUUAUGGAUCUUUAUAGCCACUUGAUUCCAGUAUUUGACGUUGAACCUCUUGAAAAGAUUACUGAUGCGUAUCUUGAUCAAUAUCUUUGGUACGAGGGAACAAAGAGAAAUUUAUUUCCUGCAUGGAUUAAACCUUCUGACACUGAACCACCACCAUUGCUUGUUUAUAAAUUCUGUCAAGGAAUUAACAAUUUGACAGAUGUAUGGGAUACAUCUGAAGGACAAAUUAAUGUCAUGUUGGAAACUCAAUUUAGUAAAGUCUAUGAAAAGAUAGAUUUGACUUUAUUAAACAGAUUAUUAAGAUUAAUCCUGGAUCACAAUCUCGCCGAUUACAUGACAGCGAAGAAUAACGUAGUUCUAAACUACAAAGACAUGAAUCAUGUUAAUGCAUACGGCUUAAUUCGUGGUUUGCAAUUCGCAAGUUUCAUAUUCCAAUAUUAUGGCCUCAUUCUUGACUUGUUAGUUCUUGGAUUACAACGAGCAUCUGAAAUGGCAGGGCCAGCCUCGAUGCCUAAUGACUUUCUUCAAUUCCGUGAUGUUGUAACCGAAACUAGACAUCCGAUAAGAUUGUACUGUCGUUAUAUCGAUAAAGUUCAUAUAUUUUUCCGAUUUAAUGCUGAAGAAGCUAGAGACCUUAUUCAACGUUAUUUAACAGAACAUCCUGAUCCAAAUUCGGAAAAUAUAGUUGGGUAUAAUAAUAAGAAAUGUUGGCCACGAGAUUGUAGGAUGAGACUUUUCAAGAGUGAUGUUAAUGCUGGAAGAGCAGUAUUUUGGGAUAUUAAGAAUAGAUUACCUCGUUCAUUAACCACAAUCGAAUGGGAGGACACUUUUUGUAGUGUUUAUUCGAAGGAUAAUCCAAACGUUUUGUUUUCAAUGUGUGGUUUUGAAGUAAGAAUACUUCCAAAGAUUCGAAAUCUUAACGAAGAAUUUACACUUAAGGAUGGUGUUUGGAAUUUGAUUAACGAACAAACAAAAGAAAGAACUGCACAAGCUUUCCUUCGCGUUGAUGAAGAAUCAAUGCAAAAGUUUCAUAAUCGUGUCCGACAAAUUUUAAUGGCUAGCGGCAGUACCACAUUCAGUAAAAUCAGUAACAAGUGGAACACCUGCUUAAUUGGUUUGAUGUCUUACUAUAGAGAAGCAGUUGUACAUACUCGUGAACUGUUGGAUAUUAUUGUGAAAGCGGAAAAUAAGAUUCAAACCAGAAUUAAGAUAGGUCUUAACAGUAAAAUGCCUAGUCGUUUCCCUGUGCACGUAUUUUAUUGUCCCAAAGAAUUGGGUGGCCUUGGUAUGUUGUCGAUGGGUCAUGUGCUUAUUCCUCAAUCUGAUUUACGCUGGAGUAAACAAACAGAAACGCAGAUUACACACUUUCGCGCCGGGAUGUCACAUGAGGAAGAUCAAUUGAUUCCUAAUUUAUUCCGAUAUCUUCAACCAUGGGAGUCCGAAUUCAUUGAUUCUCAACGUGUAUGGGCGGAAUAUGUACUCAAGCGUCAAGAAGCUAAUGCUCAAAAUAGACGAUUAACACUUGAAGAUCUUGAAGAUUCUUGGGAUAGAGGGUUACCUAGAAUUAAUACUUUGUUCUCAAAAGAUCGACAUACUCUUGCUUACGAUAAAGGAUGGCGGGUCAGAAAUGAUUUUAAACAAUAUCAAGUACUAAAGAAUAAUCCAUUCCAUUGGACCAGUUCGCGUCAUGACGGAAAGCUUUGGUCUCUCAACAAUUAUCGAACUGAUGUCAUUCAAGCACUUGGAGGUCUCUUCUGGGAGAAAGCAUCCGGAUUUGAGGAAUCUAUGAAAUAUAAGAAAUUAACAAAUGCUCAAAGAUCCGGUCUUAAUCAAAUUCCGAACAGAAGGUUUACCUUGUGGUGGUCUCCAACUAUUAAUCGUGCCAAUGUCUAUGUUGGUUUCCAAGUACAACUUGAUCUCACUGGUAUCUUUAUGCAUGGAAAAAUUCCCACAUUGAAAAUUUCACUAAUUCAAAUAUUCCGGGCUCAUUUAUGGCAAAAAGUAUUCGAUUCGGAGCUUGAAAGUUUACAGAUCGAAACAGUUCAAAAGGAGAGUAUUCAUCCGAGAAAAUCAUACAAGAUGAAUUCCUCGUGUGCAGACAUAUUACUUUUCGCUGCAUACAAGUGGAAUGUAUCCAAACCAUCAUUAUUGAAUGAUAAUAAAGACACCAUGGACGGUACUACAACUUCGCGUUGGUUUGUCGAUGUACAACUUAGAUUUGGUGAUUUUGAUUCUCAUGACAUUGAAAGAUAUACCAGAGCAAAAUUCUUAGAUUAUUCUACAGAUAAUAUGAGUAUAUAUCCAUCGCCAUUUGGCAUUAUGAUUGGUAUAGAUCUCGCGUAUAAUUUACAUAGUGCGUAUGGUCAUUGGAUUCCUGGAAUGAAACCAUUAAUACAAUCAGCAAUGGCUAAGAUUAUGAAGGCAAAUCCUGCGUUAUACGUCUUGCGUGAACGUAUCCGUAAAGGUUUACAAUUAUAUUCCUCGGAGCCAACUGAACCUUACUUAUCAUCACAAAAUUAUUCUGAAUUGUUUAGCAAUCAGAUUAUUUGGUUCGUUGAUGACACCAAUGUAUAUCGUGUAACCAUUCACAAGACAUUUGAAGGCAAUUUGACCACGAAACCAAUAAACGGAGCUAUUUUCAUUUUUAAUCCAAGAACUGGACAAUUGUUCUUGAAGAUUAUUCACACUUCGGUUUGGGCGGGUCAGAAACGUUUGGGUCAAUUGGCCAAGUGGAAAACUGCAGAAGAAGUAGCUGCUUUAAUUAGGUCAUUGCCAAUUGAAGAACAGCCUAAACAAAUUAUUGUUACACGAAAGGGCAUGUUGGAUCCUCUUGAAGUACACUUACUUGAUUUCCCCAAUAUUGUUAUCAAAGGAAGUGAGUUACAACUUCCAUUCCAGGCUUGUCUUAAAUUAGAAAAGUUUGGUGAUUUGAUUCUCAAGGCUACUGAGCCUCAAAUGACUCUGUUUAAUUUGUUCGACGAUUGGCUUAAAACGAUUUCUUCGUACACUGCAUUCUCGCGUCUUAUUCUUAUUUUACGUGCUUUACAUGUGAAUACGGAUAAAACAAAGAUGAUUUUACGUCCCGAUAAAAAUACCAUUACUGAACCUCAUCAUAUUUGGCCAACGUUGUCUGAUGAAGAAUGGAUUAAAGUUGAAGUUGCUUUGAAAGAUUUGAUUUUGGCAGAUUAUGGAAAAAAGAAUAAUGUAAAUGUAGCAUCUCUUACACAAUCGGAAAUUCGUGAUAUUAUCCUUGGUAUGGAAAUUUCCGCACCAUCUUUGCAACGGCAACAAAUUGCAGAGAUUGAAAAACAAACCAAGGAACAGUCUCAACUUACGGCCGUCACUACAAAAACGCAAAAUGUACACGGUGAUGAGAUGAUUGUCACAACAACUAGUAAUUAUGAGACACAAACAUUUUCUUCAAAGACGGAAUGGCGAGUUCGCGCCAUAUCUUCAACAAAUUUACACCUUCGUACCAAUCAUAUUUACGUCAACGCGGAGGAUAUUAAGGAUACCGGAUAUACUUAUGUUUUACCAAAGAACGUAUUGAAACGAUUCAUUCAAGUUGCCGACCUCCGAACCCAAAUUGCUGCAUUUCUUUAUGGGGUAUCGCCUCGUGAUAAUGCUCAAGUUAAAGAAAUUAAGAGUUUGGUUAUAAUUCCACAAUAUGGUACGCAUCAAUCAGUAAAUUUACCAUAUGCGUUACCGGAUCACGAAUAUCUCAAAGAUCUUGAACCUCUUGGUCUUAUUGUGACUCAACCAUUUGAGACUGCACAAUUGUCUCCGACAAUUCUAUCGCUUCAUGCAAGAAUUGUAGCAGACAAUAGGAAUUGGGAUGCAGACAAAACAAUUUCGAUGACGGUCUCAUUCACACCUGGAUCUUGCUCGUUGACGGCAUAUAAAUUGACACCUGCUGGUUUCGAAUGGGCUCGUAAUAAUAAGGACACGUCUGUUAAUCCACCAGGUUAUCUUCCAACAUUUGCUGAAAAAGUACAAAUGUUGUUAUCUGAUCGAUUCAUGGGAUUCUUUAUGGUUCCGGAAAAUGAUAUUUGGAAUUAUUCAUUUAUGGGACCUAGUCACAGCGCAUCUAUGAAAUAUACCCUCAAGUUAGAUGUACCGAAAGAAUUUUAUCACGAAUUACACAGGCCGCAACAUUUUCUUAACUUUAGUUCAAUGGAGGAAGAUGUCGAAGCUGAUCGAGAAGACGCAUUUUCUUAG